Messenger RNA from Ctenocephalides felis (cat flea), 3456 nucleotides. RefSeq names its product disintegrin and metalloproteinase domain-containing protein 10-like. Gene Ontology annotation, biological process: membrane protein ectodomain proteolysis; Notch signaling pathway. The transcript is spliced from 12 exons. The record is from RefSeq and is a predicted model, not a curated record. The annotation marks the transcript as partial. Gene Ontology annotation, molecular function: metalloendopeptidase activity. Lineage: Eukaryota; Metazoa; Arthropoda; Insecta; Siphonaptera; Pulicidae. Gene Ontology annotation, cellular component: plasma membrane.
AAAAACUUACAAAUUCUAACAAUUAUUCUUUCCUCUUCAGCGCGCCGCCUUAGCGAGUACGUGUCGCAUUACGAGCCGCUGCACUACGACUCGGCGCCAGUGCACAGCGAUCACCAACGUGUCCGGCGGUCGGCGGACUUCGAGUCGGAAUCGAGUCGACUCCGGCUGAGGUUUAAGGCGCACGGGCACGACUUCAGGCUACGGCUGAGGAGGGACCUAAGCGCCUUCAGCGAUCGGCUAGAGGUCCAUGGGCCGGAAGGACCCAUCCAUGGGGUCGACACGUCGCAUGUGUACGAGGGAGACCUGCAAGGUGACCCCGGCAGCGCCGUGUUCGGGUCGGUGAUCGACGGCGUCUUCGAGGGCAAGAUCAUCUCCAAGUCAAAAGGAACGUUUUACGUUGAAAAGUCGCGACACUACUUCCCAGGGGAAAACAAUGCCAGUUUUCAUUCCGUUAUCUACAACGAGAAAGACGUAGCCGACCCUUAUGAGUCCCUUCGAGAAGGUCAUGUGCCUGGUUGCGGAAUCAACGACGACGUUCUUCAAUGGAUGGAGCAGGUCCAAGCUUCGGGCGUGGACGAUCCGCCUCCAAUUCCAGUGAUACAUCCUAGUAACAAGUAUAAAUUUUUAAAUAAUAAUACGCAAAGUAACGAGAUUCUCAAAAAAGUUCUUAGUCAACGAGACGUGAACACGGAAACGCACAAUAAAUAUUCUAGAGAAGCAAAUGAGGGCCAUUCGAGACACAAAAGGGCCAGUAGGCAUAAGGAGGAUAACAAAAAUACCUGUUCAUUAUUUAUACAAACUGAUCCAUUGAUAUGGAGGCAUAUUCGAGAAGGUUUCGCAGAGCACAAGGAUUACAGCAAAAAGGCAGAAGUUGAUGAAAAGACUCGGGAGGAAAUUUUGUCAUUAAUCGCUCACCAUGUAACGGCUGUGAAUUAUAUAUAUCGUGAUACAAAAUUCGACGGGCGAAUAGAACAUAGAAAUAUCAAAUUUGAAGUCCAACGGAUAAAGAUCGAUGAUGAUUCUGCAUGUGGCUACCCUUUCGCAGGAGAACCUAAUCAAUUCUGCAUGGAGAACAUCGACGUGUCCAAUUUUCUAAAUCUUCAUUCUUUAGGAAAUCACGAAGACUUUUGCCUAGCCUACGUGUUCACCUACCGCGACUUCACUGGUGGCACCCUAGGCCUAGCUUGGGUAGCCUCGGCCAGUGGAGCCUCGGGGGGCAUCUGUGAGAAAUACAAGACAUACACUGAAACAGUCGGAGGAAUGUAUCAAUCGACAAAGAGGUCUUUGAACACGGGGAUUAUCACUUUUGUCAAUUAUAAUAGUCGAGUGCCUCCGAAAGUGUCUCAACUUACACUAGCUCAUGAGAUCGGACAUAAUUUUGGAUCACCGCAUGAUUACCCCCCGGAAUGUCGUCCUGGUGGUGCCAAUGGAAAUUAUAUAAUGUUUGCUAGUGCCACAAGUGGUGACCGACCAAACAAUAGUAAGUUUUCAACGUGUUCCGUGGGCAACAUCUCAAACGUUUUGGACGCCAUCGAGGAUAAUAAGAAGAGAAAUUGUUUCAAAGCAUCUGCUGGUGCCUUCUGCGGAAAUAAGAUUGUGGAAGCUGGGGAAGAAUGCGACUGCGGAUAUGAUGAUGAGGAGUGCACUGAUAAAUGUUGUUAUCCUCGAGUUGUCAGCGAUAUUGAUAGAUUAAAAAAUAGUACCGCCAGUGGAUGUAACAGGAGAGCAAAUACACAAUGCAGUCCAAGCCAAGGACCAUGCUGCCUUAGUGAUACAUGCAGGUUUGUGCCGGCGUCUUUCCGAACAAAAUGCAAAUCAGAAUCUGAUUGUUCUUGGAGCUCAACUUGUAAUGGUUUGUCACCAGAAUGUCCAGCACCCAAACCGAUGGCAAACAAGACACGUUGCAACAAUGGUACCCAGUUGUGUAUAAAUGGAGAGUGUAGUGGUUCUAUAUGUCUUGAAUGGAAUUUAACAGAAUGCUUUUUGACAUCAAGUAUCAUUCCAAAUAUUGAUAAGCGUAAACUAUGUGAAUUGGCAUGUCAAAAUGGAACAGAUCCUGCAACAUGCCGAAGUACAAGUGAAUUUGCUCACCAAGUGGGCUUACCACCCGGUGGCAUCAGUUUGCGUCCAGGUUCCCCUUGUGAUAAUUUUCAGGGUUACUGUGAUGUUUUCUUAAAAUGUCGUGCAGUGGAUGCCGAAGGUCCAUUAGUCAGAUUGAAAAAUAUGCUUUUCAAUAAACAAGUUUUACUCACAUUAGCCCAGUGGGUAACUGAAUAUUGGUACUUUGUAGUCCUAAUGGGGUUAGCAUUUAUUAUAGUAAUGGGUGUGUUCAUCAAAUGUUGCGCUGUCCACACUCCUAGUUCAAAUCCUAAAAAGCCUCCUGCAAGACGAAUUAGUGAAACACUGAGGAGGCCAAUGAAUACAUUAAGAAGGAUGCGGCAUCAACAAGGAGGCGGAGGUCCUCGAAGUGUGCCUGUGAGUGGGCAGAGUGGUGACCGCAGCAGACCAGGAGGAAGGGGGAGAAGUAGGAGUAGGGGCGAAAGUAGCGGCGGUUCCAGGUCGCAUCAACAUAGUAGAGGUGCUCCUACGAGGGGCUACUCAGAAGGGCGGCCCCAGUAUCAUCCAAAAGCAUCGUCGAGCCAUCAUGGCCACGGCCGUUCUAGUCAUUCAGAACCUUAUGCCGGUGCUUAUGGCGACCAACGCAACGCAUAUGAAAUGAGGCAGCAUAAAGUCUGACAGUAUUCUAAUUUAAUUCAAGCAUAUCAAAUGCCAAACAUUCAGCCCAUGAACGAGGUCCACACAGUUUGCCAAAGUGACGGACUCGUCUUACAGCCGAUAUUUUCCAACGAUUGUUAUCAGUUUGCGAGUACAUCUUUUCCAGACGUGGUUCCGGAAUCGGAACUACAGAUAAACACUAAUUCUAUAUAUUACACAGAUCCUACUCUUCAGUUGGGUUCCAUGCCUCAUAUGAUUAUGGGAUAUCAAUCGCCAAAUAUCACAUCUGCUCAGAAGCAGCCAACGGUUUUAUAUAAAGCGGUUUCGAUGUUACAGCCACCAGAAAAUUCGGCCGAUAACUCACCAAAUUCAAAUUUCGCAGUUCGUUUAGACAAAUCUGUACCAGUCCAACGGAAGCAGUCUCAAUUGAAAAUUAUUAUUAUAGAAACCAAUGGCUCUGAGACAAAUAUUACUGGUCAUUUAUCAAAUACGAAUGAUCCUUCUGCUAGUGUUAUCAGUGUUGAAAAAGAUAAAACUGCCAAAAUAAUUUUAACGGAGCUGCCAAAUAUUUCUGUAGAAUUACCAACCAAGACGACAUGUGAAAUGGUUAUAUGAAUAGAGGUGAAGACAAUUUACUAUGUGGUUAUCAAGUGAGAGUAAAAUGUGUGGACUCUAAAAUAUAUAUUAUGCAUAAACUUCAACAAGACUGGUUUGAUCUGAAUAUAAUCAAAAGUUUGUCAG